Messenger RNA from Mizuhopecten yessoensis (Yesso scallop), 850 nucleotides. RefSeq lists its product as uncharacterized. The transcript has 4 exons. NCBI's taxonomy places the organism in Eukaryota, Metazoa, Mollusca, Bivalvia, Pectinida, Pectinidae. The record is from RefSeq and is a predicted model, not a curated record. Bases 89 to 670 code for a protein of 193 amino acids.
AUGAAUCGGUGCUAUUUAGGAAAUACAAGGGCAGGCGAAAGCCGAUGCGUGGAAGGAGAUUGUCUCCAAGGUUAAUGCACAAGCUGAUAUGCCAAGGUCAUUAGAUCAGCUGAGGAAGCAAUAUGACAACGUAAAGACAGGAGCAAAACAAAAAUAUGAUGAAAUCAAGAAGCCUAAAACUGGGGGUGGCCCAAGACCAGCAUCUCCAUCAGCUUCUCAGAGGUUGUUAUUAGAGCAGAUGUCAGGAAGGCCAAAUUUAUGUGGCCUCCCUAUGGCCUAUGACACAGAAGACCCCUGUCUUUUAGAAUUUGUGUCUCCAACAGACAUGGAUGGGAUUGAAAUAACUGAGGGAAAUGUCAACAUUUAUGACAUUUCUUUACCUCUACCAUAUGUACCUGCACCUGAACCUGUACCUGUACAAGCACAUACAUCCAUUGAGGUGGAAGAAUCACCACCAGUACCGCAAAGAAUAACUAAAAAGAGGGGGGAAAAACCUGAUCUCGAGGAAGAUGUGCUGAGUACUGAAAAGCAUAGAGCUUUAGCAGAAAUUCGAAAAAUUGACCUGGAAUGUGGCUUGAUUCAGCUCCAAAAGGAGCAUGAAGUUGAACUAUUUGAGUUGAGGAAAAAUAUGUUAUUAGCAAAAACCAAAUAUUAUCAAAAUAAGUUAUAAAUUUCACUUCAUUAUUUAAAGUUUUGUCUCAUUUGCAAAUGUGAACUAAGAUUCCAUGUCCAGGAUACCAUCUAGUGAAUAAGUUUUUGGGGUGUUACAUGUUUAUAUUGGUAAGUUUUUGUUUCUAAAAACUUUAUUGAAUAAUCUAAUAACAUAAAACUACAUACCGAGACAAACUUU